Molecule: messenger RNA, 1518 nt
Organism: Cheilinus undulatus (humphead wrasse)
Lineage: Eukaryota; Metazoa; Chordata; Actinopteri; Labriformes; Labridae
Product: cytochrome P450 2K1-like
Exons: 9
Coding region: 1-1518 (505 amino acids)
Biological process (GO): xenobiotic metabolic process
Cellular component (GO): intracellular membrane-bounded organelle; cytoplasm
Molecular function (GO): oxidoreductase activity, acting on paired donors, with incorporation or reduction of molecular oxygen, reduced flavin or flavoprotein as one donor, and incorporation of one atom of oxygen; iron ion binding; heme binding
Source: RefSeq, a predicted model, not a curated record
AUGGGGAUCCUUGAUAUAUUCCCUCAGCUCUCCACUUCAGUCUCCCUGUUGGGCGCUCUGGUGGUCCUGCGAAUGGUCUGCAUGGUCCUCUUCUCCGGAUUCAGCUCCCAGGCCUACAGGAAGGAGCCGCCAGGGCCAAGACCCCUUCCUCUGCUGGGUAACCUGCUGCAGAUAGACCUCAAACGACCGUACAACACAUUAGUGAAGCUUUCCAAAAAACAUGGCUCGGUAUUCACUGUGUAUCUUGGGCCCAAGAAAGUGGUGGUUCUGGCAGGAUACAAGACAGUGAAGGAGGCACUAGUUCACUAUGCAGACGAGUUUGGAGACAGAGAUCCACUGAGGAUAACACAAGAAACCAACAAAGGCCAUGGUGUUUUAUGGGCAAAUGGGGAGUCAUGGAAAGAGAUGAGACGAUUUUCUUUGAUGAACCUGAGAGACUUCGGGAUGGGCAAGAGAGCCUGUGAGGACAAAAUCACUGAGGAAUGUGACCAUCUCAUCCAAGUGCUGAAUAAGUUCAAAGGAGAAGCCUUUGACACAACCCAACCAGUGAACUAUGCGGUGUCUAAUAUCAUCUGCUCCAUCGUUUACGGCAGCAGGUUUGAAUAUGACGACCCAGAGUUCACAUCAUUGGUGGAUCAGUCCAACAAAAGGAUUCAACUUGGAGGCUCUCCAUCGUUACAGCUGUAUAACCUGUUCCCAUGGGUCGGUAAAUGGUUUGCUAACAACAGAGAGUUCCAGAAAAACACAGACUGGGUUUUAAACCAAAACUUGGAGCUCUUCAAGCACCUGAAAGAAACCCUCAAUCCACAGAUGUGCAGAGGAUUUGUGGAUGCCUUUCUGGUCAGGAAGCAAAGCCUUGAGGAAUCAGGGAUUUCUAACAGUCACUACCAUGAUGACAAUCUUCUGAUGACAGUCCUCAGUCUGUUUGCUGCUGGCACUGAUACCACAGCAACUACACUGAGAUGGGGACUUCUGCUGAUGGCCAAGUAUCCAGAAAUACAGGACCAGGUCCAGGAGGAGCUGAGCAGGGUGGUAGGAAGCCGUCGGGUGCAGCUCGAUGACAGGAAGAAUCUUCCCUUCACAGACGCCGUCAUUCAUGAGACGCAGAGAGUGGGCAACGUCGUCCCCAUGUCACUCCCCCACAAAACCACCAGGGAUGUUCUCUUCCAGGGUUUCUUCAUUAAGAAGGGAACCACGGUGUACCCUCUGUUGACAUCCGUCCUGUAUGAUGAGAGCGAGUGGGCGACCCCUCAUACUUUUAACCCCGCCCACUUCCUGGACAGAGAUGGAAAGUUUGUCAAGCCAGACGCCUUCAUGCCUUUUUCUGCAGGCCGGAGGGUUUGUGUGGGGGAGGGCCUGGCCCGGAUGGAGCUCUUCAUCUUCUUCACCACCCUCCUGCAGCACUUUCGCUUCACUCCUCCUCCCGGAGUCUCAGAGGAGGAUCUGGAUCUGACUCCUCGUGUGGGAUUCACCCUCAGCCCUGUUCCUCAUAAACUGUGUGCUGUGUCCUGUAUGUGA